AUGAAGUACUUAGCUGCUUACGUUCUGUCAACGAUGGGUGGGAAUGAUUCUCCGACUGCUAAAGAUAUAGAAAAGAUUUUGGGUUCUGUGGGGCUGGAUGUUGAUAUGGAGGAAGCAAACAAAGUGGUUAGUGCCUUAUCUGGGAAGUUUAUGCGUGAUCUGAACGUAAUGGAUGACGAAAUUGCAAGUUUAGAUGGGUCUUUAAAGUUGUCUUGA
Molecule: messenger RNA, 216 nt
Organism: Enterobius vermicularis (human pinworm)
Lineage: Eukaryota; Metazoa; Nematoda; Chromadorea; Rhabditida; Oxyuridae
Source: the annotation of a GenBank genome assembly